AUGAGAAGUGCUAUGGAUGAAGUAUGCCCCAGGUAUAACUGGGACUCAGAAAUGCUUAGUUUAGCCUGGAGUGAAAGGUUACGGGAAGUUUCAGAAAAACUGAACAAGUAUAAUUUAAACAGCCACCCCCCUUUGAAUGUAUUGGAACAGGCUACUAUUAAACAGUGUGUGGUGGGACCAAAUCAUGCUGCCUUUCUUCUUGAGGAUGGUAGAGUUUGCAGGAUCGGUUUUUCAGUACAGCCAGACAGACUGGAAUUGGGUAAACCUGAUAAUAAUGAUGGGUCAAAGUUGAACAGCAACUCUGGGGCAGGGAGAACCUCAAGGCCCGGUAGGACAAGCGACUCCCCAUGGUUUCUCUCAGGUUCCGAGACUCUGGGCAGGCUGGCAGGCAACACCCUGGGAAGUCGCUGGAGUUCUGGCGUAGGUGGCAGUGGAGGAGGAUCCUCUGGUAGGUCGUCAGCUGGAGCGCGAGAUUCCCGUCGACAGACUCGAGUGAUUCGGACAGGACGGGAUCGAGGGUCUGGGCUUUUGGGCAGUCAGCCCCAGCCCGUUAUUCCAGCCUCCGUCAUCCCCGAGGAGCUGAUUUCACAGGCCCAAGUUGUUUUACAAGGCAAAUCCAGAAGUGUCAUUAUUCGGGAACUUCAGCGAACAAACCUCGAUGUAAACCUUGCUGUAAAUAAUUUACUUAGCCGGGAUGAUGAAGAUGGAGAUGAUGGGGAUGACACAGCCAGUGAAUCCUACUUGCCUGGAGAGGAUCUUAUGUCUCUUCUUGAUGCUGACAUUCAUUCUGCCCACCCAAGUGUCAUUAUUGAUGCGGAUGCCAUGUUUUCUGAAGACAUUAGCUAUUUUGGUUACCCUUCAUUUCGUCGCUCAUCACUUUCCAGGCUAGGCUCAUCUCGAGAGAGAGACUCUGAGCUGUUGCGUGAACGUGAAUCCGUUUUACGUUUACGUGAACGAAGGUGGCUUGACGGAGCCUCAUUUGAUAAUGAAAGGGGCUCUACCAGCAAGGAAGGAGAGCCAAACUUGGAUAAGAAAAACACACCUGUUCAAAGUCCAGUGUCUCUAGGAGAAGAUUUGCAGUGGUGGCCUGAUAAGGAUGGGACAAAAUUCAUCUGUAUUGGGGCCCUAUAUUCUGAGCUUUUGGCUGUGAGCAGUAAAGGAGAACUUUAUCAGUGGAAGUGGAGUGAAUCGGAGCCUUACAGGAAUGCACAGAAUCCUUCAUUGCAUCAUCCACGAGCAACAUUUUUGGGGCUGACCAAUGAAAAGAUAGUCCUCCUGUCUGCAAAUAGCAUAAGAGCAACUGUAGCUACAGAAAAUAACAAGGUUGCUACAUGGGUAGAUGAAACUUUAAGUUCUGUGGCUUCUAAAUUAGAGCACACUGCACAGACUUAUUCUGAACUUCAAGGUGAACGGAUAGUUUCUUUACAUUGCUGUGCCCUCUAUACCUGUGCCCAGCUAGAAAACAAUUUAUAUUGGUGGGUAUGCUUAAGAAAUAAUCCUCUUUAUCAUGCUGGAGCAGUUGCAUUUUCAAUUAAUGCUGGGAUUCCUAAAGUUGGUGUCUUAAUGGAGUCCGUUUGGAAUAUGAAUGAUAGCUGUAGAUUUCAACUUAGAUCCCCUGAGAGCUUGAAAAGUAUGGACAAAGCUAGCAAAACUACUGAAGCUAAGCCUGAAAGCAAGCAGGAACCAGUGAAAACAGAAAUGGGACCCCCACCAUCUCCGGCAUCGACGUGUAGUGACGCAUCCUCCAUUGCCAGCAGUGCGUCAAUGCCAUACAAACGACGACGGUCCACCCCUGCCCCCAAAGAGGAGGAAAAGGUGAACGAAGAGCAGUGGUCUCUUCGGGAAGUCGUUUUUGUGGAAGAUGUUAAGAAUGUUCCCGUUGGCAAGGUGCUAAAAGUGGACGGUGCCUAUGUUGCUGUAAAAUUUCCUGGCACGUCUAGCAAUACAAACUGUCAGAGCAGCUCUGGCUCAGAUGCGGACCCUUCUUCGCUCCUGCAGGACUGUAGGUUACUUAGAAUCGAUGAACUGCAGGUUGUCAAAACUGGUGGAACACCAAAAGUUCCUGACUGUUUCCAACGGACUCCUAAAAAGCUUUGUAUACCUGAAAAAACAGAAAUAUUGGCAGUGAAUGUAGAUUCCAAAGGUGUGCAUGCUGUUCUGAAGACUGGGAAUUGGGUGCGGUACUGUAUCUUUGAUCUUGCGACAGGAAAAGCAGAGCAGGAAAACAACUUCCCGACAAGCAGCAUUGCUUUCCUUGGUCAGAAUGAGAGGAAUGUAGCCAUUUUCACUGCUGGACAGGAGUCUCCUAUUAUUCUUCGAGAUGGAAAUGGUACUAUUUACCCAAUGGCCAAAGAUUGCAUGGGAGGAAUAAGGGAUCCUGAUUGGCUUGAUCUUCCACCCAUUAGUAGUCUUGGCAUGGGUGUACAUUCUUUAAUAAAUCUGCCUGCCAAUUCAACAAUCAAAAAGAAAGCUGCUAUUAUCAUCAUGGCUGUAGAGAAACAAACCUUAAUGCAGCACAUCCUACGCUGUGACUAUGAGGCCUGUCGACAAUAUCUUAUGAAUCUUGAGCAAGCAGUUGUUUUAGAGCAGAAUCUACAGAUGCUACAGACAUUCAUCAGCCACAGAUGUGAUGGAAAUCGGAAUAUUUUGCAUGCUUGUGUAUCAGUUUGCUUUCCAACCAGCAAUAAGGAAACUAAAGAAGAAGAAGAAGCAGAGCGCUCUGAAAGAAAUACUUUUGCUGAAAGGCUUUCUGCAGUUGAAGCCAUUGCAAAUGCAAUAUCAGUCGUUUCAAGUAAUGGCCCGGGUAACCGGGCUGGAUCAUCAAGUAGCCGAAGUUUGAGAUUACGGGAAAUGAUGCGACGUUCAUUGAGAGCGGCUGGUUUGGGUAGACAUGAAGCUGGAGCUUCAUCCAGUGACCAUCAGGAUCCAGUUUCACCCCCGAUAGCCCCCCCUAGUUGGGUUCCUGAUCCUCCUGCGAUGGAUCCUGAUGGUGACAUUGAUUUUAUCCUGGCCCCUGCUGUGGGAUCUCUUACCACAGCAGCCUCUGGCACCGCUCAAGGACCAAGCACCUCCACCAUUCCAGGUCCUUCCACAGAGCCAUCUGUAGUAGAAUCCAAGGAUCGAAAGGCCAAUGCUCAUUUUAUAUUGAAAUUGUUAUGUGACAGUGUUGUUCUGCAGCCCUAUCUACGAGAACUCCUUUCUGCCAAGGAUGCAAGGGGAAUGACCCCAUUUAUGUCAGCUGUAAGUGGCCGAGCUUACCCAGCGGCAAUUACCAUCUUAGAAACAGCCCAGAAAAUUGCAAAAGCUGAAGUAUCCUCAAGUGAAAAAGAGGAAGAUGUUUUUAUGGGAAUGGUUUGCCCAUCAGGCACCAACCCCGAUGACUCUCCAUUAUAUGUCUUAUGUUGUAAUGAUACCUGCAGUUUUACAUGGACUGGAGCAGAGCACAUUAACCAGGAUAUUUUUGAGUGUCGAACGUGUGGCUUGCUGGAGUCACUCUGUUGUUGUACGGAAUGUGCCAGAGUUUGCCAUAAAGGCCAUGAUUGCAAACUCAAACGGACAUCACCGACAGCCUAUUGUGAUUGUUGGGAGAAAUGUAAAUGCAAAACUCUAAUUGCUGGACAGAAAUCUGCUCGCCUUGAUCUACUUUAUCGCCUGCUCACUGCUACUAAUCUGGUCACUCUGCCAAACAGCAGGGGAGAGCACCUGCUAUUGUUUUUAGUGCAAACAGUUGCAAGGCAGACAGUAGAGCAUUGCCAGUACAGACCUCCUCGGAUCAGGGAGGAUCGUAAUCGAAAAACAGCCAAUCCUGAAGAUUCAGAUAUGCCUGAUCAUGACUUAGAGCCCCCCAGAUUUGCCCAGCUUGCGUUGGAGCGCGUUCUACAGGACUGGAAUGCUUUGAAAUCUAUGAUUAUGUUUGGCUCACAGGAGAAUAAAGAUCCUCUCAGUGCCAGCAGUAGGAUAGGCCACCUUUUGCCAGAAGAGCAAGUAUACCUCAAUCAGCAAAGCGGCACGAUUCGGCUGGACUGUUUUACUCAUUGCCUUAUAGUCAAGUGUACAGCAGAUAUCUUGCUUCUGGAUACCCUCCUGGGCACGCUGGUGAAAGAACUCCAGAACAAGUACACACCUGGGCGUCGGGAAGAAGCCAUUGCGGUGACAAUGAGGUUUCUGCGCUCUGUGGCAAGAGUUUUUGUCAUUCUUAGUGUGGAAAUGGCUUCAUCCAAAAAGAAAAACAACUUUAUUCCGCAGCCAAUUGGAAAAUGCAAGCGUGUAUUCCAGGCACUGCUGCCUUAUGCAGUGGAAGAAUUGUGCAAUGUAGCAGAGUCGCUGAUAGUUCCUGUCAGAAUGGGGAUCGCUCGCCCAACUGCACCUUUUACUCUGGCUAGUACCAGCAUAGAUGCCAUGCAAGGCAGUGAAGAAUUAUUUUCAGUGGAACCACUACCACCACGACCAUCAUCUGAUCAGUCUAGCAGCUCCAGCCAGUCUCAGUCGUCCUACAUCCUCCGCAACCCACAGCAGAGGCGCAUCAGCCAGUCUCAGCCUGUUCGGGGCAGAGACGAAGAACAGGAUGACAUUGUCUCGGCAGACGUGGAAGAGGUUGAGGUGGUAGAAGGUGUGGCUGGAGAAGAGGAUCAUCAUGAUGAACAGGAAGAACAUGGGGAAGAAAAUGCUGAGGCUGAGGGCCAACAUGAUGAGCACGAUGAGGACGGGAGUGACAUGGAACUGGACUUGCUAGCAGCAGCUGAAACAGAAAGUGACAGUGAAAGCAAUCAUAGCAACCAAGAUAAUGCCAGUGGGCGCAGAAGUGUUGUCACUGCAGCAACUGCUGGCUCAGAAGCAGGUGCAAGCAGUGUUCCUGCCUUCUUUUCUGAAGAUGACUCGCAGUCAAAUGACUCGAGUGAUUCUGAUAGUAGCAGUAGUCAGAGUGACGACAUAGAGCAGGAGACCUUUAUGCUUGAUGAGCCUUUAGAGAGAACCACGAACAGCUCCCACGCUAACGGUGCUGCCCAAGCUCCCCGUUCCAUGCAAUGGGCUGUCCGCAACACCCAGCAUCAGCGAGCAGCCAGCACAGCCCCUUCCAGCACAUCCACGCCAGCAGCAAGUUCAGCAGUUUUGAUUUAUAUCGAUCCUUCGAACUUACGCCGCAGUGGUACCAUCAGCACGAGUGCUGCAGCGGCAGCAGCUGCGUUGGAAGCUAGCAAUGCCAGCAGCUACUUAACAUCUGCAAGCAGUUUAGCCAGGGCUUACAGCAUUGUCAUCAGACAAAUCUCAGACUUGAUGGGCCUUAUUCCUAAGUAUAAUCACCUAGUAUACUCGCAGAUUCCAGCCGCUGUGAAAUUGACUUAUCAAGAUGCAGUAAACUUACAGAACUAUGUAGAAGAGAAGCUUAUUCCCACAUGGAACUGGAUGGUCAGUAUUAUGGAUUCUACUGAAGCUCAGUUACGUUAUGGUUCUGCAUUAGCAUCUGCCGGUGACCCGGGACACCCAAAUCAUCCUCUUCACGCUUCUCAGAACUCAGCACGGAGAGAGAGGAUGACCGCACGAGAGGAGGCUAGUUUACGAACCCUUGAGGGCAGACGCCGUGCCACAUUGCUUAGUGCUCGUCAAGGAAUGAUGUCAGCUCGAGGGGACUUCCUAAAUUAUGCUCUUUCUCUAAUGCGGUCUCAUAAUGAUGAGCAUUCGGAUGUCCUUCCAGUUUUGGAUGUUUGCUCACUGAAGCAUGUAGCAUAUGUUUUUCAAGCCCUUAUAUAUUGGAUUAAAGCAAUGAAUCAGCAGACAACAUUGGACACACCUCAACUGGAACGCAAAAGGACGCGAGAACUCUUGGAACUGGGUAUUGAUAAUGAAGAUUCAGAACAUGAAAAUGAUGAUGACACCAAUCAAAGUGCUACUUUGAAUGAUAAGGAUGAUGACUCUCUUCCUGCAGAAACUGGCCAAAAUCAUCCAUUUUUCCGACGCUCAGAUUCCAUGACAUUCCUUGGGUGUAUACCCCCAAAUCCAUUUGAAGUGCCUCUGGCUGAAGCCAUCCCCUUGGCUGAUCAACCACAUUUGUUGCAGCCAAAUGCUAGAAAGGAGGAUCUUUUUGGCCGACCAAGUCAGGGUCUUUAUUCUUCAUCUGCCAAUAGUGGGAAAUGCUUAAUGGAGGUUACAGUGGAUAGAAACUGCCUUGAGGUUCUUCCAACUAAAAUGUCUUAUGCUGCCAACUUGAAAAAUGUAAUGAACAUGCAAAAUCGACAAAAAAAGGAAGGGGAAGAACAGAACGUGGUGCCAGAAGAAGCCGAGAGUGCUAAACCAGGGCCAUCUGCUCAUGAUCUUGCUGCACAGCUGAAAAGCAGUUUACUGGCAGAAAUAGGACUGACUGAAAGUGAAGGGCCACCUCUUACCUCUUUCAGGCCACAGUGUAGCUUCAUGGGAAUGGUUAUUUCCCAUGAUAUGCUGCUAGGACGUUGGCGCCUUUCAUUAGAACUGUUCGGCAGGGUAUUCAUGGAAGAUGUUGGAGCAGAACCUGGAUCAAUCCUAACCGAAUUGGGUGGUUUUGAGGUAAAAGAAUCAAAAUUCCGUAGAGAAAUGGAAAAACUGAGAAAUCAGCAGUCAAGAGAUUUAUCACUAGAGGUGGAUCGGGAUCGAGACCUUCUUAUUCAGCAGACCAUGAGGCAGCUGAACAAUCACUUUGGGCGAAGAUGUGCUACUACACCAAUGGCUGUACACAGAGUAAAAGUCACAUUUAAGGACGAGCCAGGAGAGGGCAGUGGUGUAGCACGAAGUUUUUAUACAGCCAUUGCACAGGCGUUUUUGUCAAAUGAAAAAUUGCCAAAUCUAGAUUGUAUCCAAAAUGCCAACAAAGGCACUCAUACAAGUUUGAUGCAAAGAUUAAGGAAUAGAGGAGAGCGGGAUCGGGAAAGGGAGAGAGAGAGGGAAAUGAGGAGAAGUAGUGGCUUGCGAGCAGGUUCUCGGAGAGAUCGGGAUAGAGACUUUAGAAGACAGCUUUCCAUCGACACUAGACCCUUCAGACCAGCCUCUGAAGGGAAUCCUAGUGAUGAUCCUGAUCCUCUGCCAGCACAUCGUCAGGCGCUUGGAGAAAGACUUUAUCCCCGUGUACAAGCAAUGCAACCAGCUUUUGCAAGUAAAAUCACUGGCAUGUUGUUGGAAUUAUCCCCAGCUCAGUUGCUUCUCCUUCUAGCAAGUGAAGAUUCUCUGAGAGCAAGAGUGGAUGAAGCCAUGGAACUCAUUAUUGCACAUGGACGGGAAAAUGGAGCUGAUAGUAUCCUGGAUCUUGGAUUAUUAGACUCCUCAGAAAAGGUACAGGAAAACCGAAAGCGUCAUGGCUCUAGUCGAAGUGUAGUAGAUAUGGAUCUAGAUGACACAGACGAUGGUGAUGACAAUGCCCCUUUGUUUUACCAACCUGGAAAAAGAGGAUUUUAUACUCCAAGACCUGGCAAAAACACAGAAGCAAGGUUGAAUUGUUUCAGAAACAUUGGCAGGAUUCUUGGACUAUGUCUGUUACAGAAUGAACUAUGUCCUAUCACAUUGAAUAGGCAUGUGAUUAAAGUGUUGCUCGGUAGAAAAGUCAACUGGCAUGAUUUUGCUUUUUUUGAUCCUGUGAUGUAUGAGAGUUUGCGGCAACUUAUCCUCGCUUCCCAGAGUUCAGAUGCUGAUGCUGUUUUCUCAGCGAUGGAUUUGGCAUUUGCGAUUGACCUGUGUAAAGAAGAGGGUGGAGGACAGGUUGAACUUAUUCCUAAUGGUGUAAAUAUACCAGUGACUCCCCAGAAUGUGUAUGAAUAUGUGCGGAAAUAUGCAGAGCACAGAAUGUUGGUAGUUGCAGAACAGCCACUACAUGCAAUGAGGAAAGGUCUACUGGAUGUGCUUCCAAAAAACUCAUUAGAAGAUUUAACAGCAGAAGAUUUUAGGCUUUUGGUAAAUGGCUGUGGUGAAGUUAAUGUGCAGAUGCUGAUCAGUUUUACCUCUUUCAAUGAUGAAUCAGGAGAAAAUGCCGAGAAGCUCUUACAAUUCAAGCGUUGGUUCUGGUCAAUAGUAGAGAAGAUGAGCAUGACAGAACGACAAGAUCUUGUUUACUUUUGGACAUCAAGCCCAUCAUUACCAGCCAGUGAAGAAGGAUUUCAGCCUAUGCCCUCAAUCACAAUAAGACCACCAGAUGACCAACAUCUUCCUACUGCAAACACUUGCAUUUCUCGACUUUACGUCCCACUCUAUUCCUCUAAACAGAUUCUCAAACAGAAAUUGCUACUCGCCAUUAAGACCAAGAAUUUUGGUUUUGUGUAGAGUAUAAAAAGUGUGUAACUGCUGUGUAAUAUUACUAGCGAAUUUUGUAGAUUUUUUUCAUUUGUCUAUAAAAGUUUAUGGAAGUCAAUGCUGUCACACCCCCUGGAGGUACCUUAAAGAGAUAAAUACAAACAUUCCUUGCUGAGUUUGUAGCAUAAAGGACUGAGGAGCACUAGCAACAUUUAACUAUGAUUUGCUAGUUAACAACUUUGGGUCUAACCCCAGCCAAAGAUGACAGCAGAACAACAUAAUUUACACUGUGAUUUAUCUUUUUGCUGAGGGGGAAAAUGUAAAAUGUUCUGAAAAUUCACUGCUGCCUUUGUGAAAAGUGUUUCAGCAAAGGUUCUUGUAUAGAGGGAAUAGGGAAUUUCAAAAUAAAAAAUUAAGUAUGUUCUGUGUUUUCAUUUUAA
This is a messenger RNA of Myotis davidii, 8687 nucleotides long. It is a transcript of the gene UBR5, whose product is annotated as ubiquitin protein ligase E3 component n-recognin 5. The record is from RefSeq and is a predicted model, not a curated record. NCBI's taxonomy places the organism in Eukaryota, Metazoa, Chordata, Mammalia, Chiroptera, Vespertilionidae. The transcript is spliced from 58 exons. Gene Ontology annotation, cellular component: nucleus. Bases 1 to 8277 code for a protein of 2758 amino acids. Gene Ontology annotation, molecular function: ubiquitin binding; zinc ion binding; ubiquitin-protein transferase activity. Gene Ontology annotation, biological process: protein polyubiquitination; DNA damage response; regulation of double-strand break repair.